AAAAUUAAAUGGAGUGGUUGUCCGAUAAAAAUAGAAACGUUUUAAUGACCCCACUGAAACUGCUAAUGGCUGGCAAACCAUGAUAGCGUGCAUUGCGGGUGAUAUACUGUAGAUGAGUUAGCUUAGCUGCAAAUUCAGUUGACAUGAUCAGUGUAUAUAUAUACAUAUACAUAUAUUUGACACAUGAGACUUAUGUUUGAAACUCAAGCUGACUAACACAUUUCUACCGUGCUUAGCUAAUUGAAAAAAUGUAUGGAAUUUUUUCGGACUUUUCCAAUAGUAAAACCAAAAUGACCUUUUAUUGUAAAGGGUUCGUACAGUAACAUUUUUUAAAUAUAAUUGAUUAUUUAUUCUAAGGUUGUUCCAAAGGAAGCAAAAAUGACAUCACAAAUAACAGAUAAAAAGAUAUAGAUUGUUGAGAAGUAAAUUAUAUGACUACUAUUUCGUGUUAACAUGGAAAUUAAUGGUCAGUUUUUCAAAAAUUAGACUUUUCCUUUGAAAAAUCUUUACCUUGGCUCAAAAGAAGUUGGAUAGCAAAUUAACUCUGAAGCCGGCACAAAUUGUGCAUGUGAAUGGGGAGCGUAUUGGCCGCCGGCUCCCCCAGCCCACCGCCACCCGCCGCCGCCGGUGUCGCCGGCGCGGGCUUGACAGUGCCGCCCGGUUUUGGGGUGCCUUCACUGCCUCCCGUAUCACCCUCGACCGAGGUGACGGCAGUGCAGUCGCAGGAAGUGACUGAUUCACUACCUAAUCCGGGUACAUUUGACGAGUGUCAUCGCAAGUGCAAAGAAGUUUUCCCGAUGCAGAUGGAAGGCGUCAGGCUCGUCGUCAAUAAGGGCCUGAGCAACCACUUCCAGGUGAACCACACGGUGUUGCUGAGCACUUUGGGGGAUUCCAGCUACAGGUUCGGCGCCACUUAUGUCGGACUAAAACAGACAGGUCCAGCGGAGUUUUUUCCAGUUAUGAUCGGAGACAUGGACAACGUUGGCAGCCUUAACGCUCAAGUCAUCCACCAGAUCAGUGACAGCGUACGAUCCAAAAUGGCCUUUCAGACACUGCAACACAAGUUUGUCAACUGGCAAGGCGACGCAGAGUUCAGGGGCAAAGAUUUUACUGCAACUCUUACGCUUGGAAACCCAAAUGUCCUCGUUGGCUCUGGUAUCGCGGUCAUGCACUACCUCCAGGCCCUCACUCCUUCUCUGGCUCUGGGAGGGGAGCUGGUGUACCAUCGCAGGCCGUCAGAAGAGGGCGCUGUAAUGUCUUUAGUCGGCCGGUACACAAGCAACAACUAUAUCGCCACGCUGACCCUCGGAUCGGCAGGCGCUCACGCCUCCUACUACCACAAAGCCAACGAACAGUUGCAGCUCGGCGUGGAGUUUGAGGCGAGUACUCGGAUGCAAGAUACCAGCGUGUCGUUUGGCUACCAGCUAGACGUUCCCAAAGCCAAUUUACAAUUUAAAGGUUCAGUUGACAGUAACUGGGUGGUCGGUGCAACUCUUGAAAAGAAGUUACUGCCCCUGCCUCUCUCCUUGGUCCUGUGCUCUUUCCUCAACCAUAACAAGAACAAGUUCCAGUGCGGUUUUGGGAUUACGAUCGGUUGAAGCAACCGGAUGCACGUUUGUCACGCUCACAGGGGGGACCCGCUCACUUUGGACACUAGAAGCAAUUAUUCAUCACUUUAACGUUGAUAAAAUUUCAUAUUUCUUGUUUCCAAGGUCCCGUCACAGCUCGUUGUGUAUGUUAUUGAAAUACUUGGGUACUAUCCCUGAGCUCAUUGACUGUUGCUUUAUUAUUAUUAUUCUUUUUUUUUUUUUAAUGAUAAUUAUCUGCUGACAGGAAUGACACUUUUUCCUCAUCACUUGCCUUUUUUACGUUAUGUACAUUUCAGCAGUACAUAUUAACUGUAUUAUGCUUAUUGGAAACUGACAGAAUAUAGUGUUUGUAAAGAAAAAAAAAAAGUAUGGUGGGAAAAAAUGGCCACAGCCCCACGCAGAGUGUUUUAAUGUGAAUGGGGGAAAAAAAAGAAAGAAAGUAAAUUCUUUUUUGAGACAAUUUCAAGUUUUAUACACAGAGGAAUGUUUUAGGUUCUGGUUUAUUUCCCCGCAGUAUUAGAAAACAGAAGAGUGGAAAAUUGGGGGCAAAGUCCUGCUCGCGUUUCACCUGACUGACUGUACAACGCUGUCGACGUAGAAGUAGUUCACAGACAAGUUUGACGACGUUCAUAUCUGCUGCCGCCAAACAUUUCCUCCACGGCCAUUUAAUUGCGCCACUGAUAUCGAUGUGCAGAACAAAGGGGUCGGUACCAAGAGCAAAAUAGUAUCUUAUCUGGUGACGUGUCGUCACUGUCACAACUCAUCAGUGCUGACACGUGACUGAGUGACCUUUCAUUUGUUACGAUUCAAUUUCAUUAUUGUCAUUUAUUGUCACCCCCGCCCCAAAAAAAUCUUUGUGGAAUUUUACUGGCCAGUAAAGUCAACACAAUCGAGUUUUGCGUAAAAAAGUCGAACAAAACACUGCUUAAAAUACAUGUUUAGUACGAGAUUUCUUUUACGUUAUAGUGCACUGCUUUAAAUUAUUAUUCAUUAUUUGAAAAAAUUGUAAAAAUAUUUCAUUCUGUUUUCAUACACAAUGGUCAAUUUUAAAAGUAACUUAAAUAUCUAGUACAAAAUUAAUGGAGUAAUUUGUUGACCAUUAAAUAUGAUAAUUUUGUGUUAUUUUUGCAUUAGUAAUGCAUAGUAGAUGACAUGAAUAAAAACAAUUCAUUGAA
Molecule: messenger RNA, 2764 nt
Organism: Syngnathoides biaculeatus (alligator pipefish)
Lineage: Eukaryota; Metazoa; Chordata; Actinopteri; Syngnathiformes; Syngnathidae
Gene: tomm40l
Product: translocase of outer mitochondrial membrane 40 homolog, like
Exons: 10
Coding region: 573-1598 (341 amino acids)
Biological process (GO): protein import into mitochondrial matrix
Cellular component (GO): mitochondrial outer membrane; mitochondrial outer membrane translocase complex
Molecular function (GO): transmembrane protein transporter activity
Source: RefSeq, a predicted model, not a curated record